Molecule: messenger RNA, 1690 nt
Organism: Exophiala viscosa
Lineage: Eukaryota; Fungi; Ascomycota; Eurotiomycetes; Chaetothyriales; Herpotrichiellaceae
Exons: 2
Coding region: 258-1556 (432 amino acids)
Cellular component (GO): intracellular anatomical structure
Molecular function (GO): NADPH dehydrogenase activity; NADP binding; FMN binding
Source: RefSeq, a predicted model, not a curated record
CAACGCAGUAAUGAAGUCGAGUGCUUCAAUUGGGCCGUUUCUGGGCCCAAUGACCUUGUGGCAGAGGAUCUUGAAUCUGUCAUACGACUCCAUACCCGAAUUUCCAUUGUAGGUUGUCUGAGGAAAAAUUGUUUUUCUUCAAUAUAAACAAGACCGAUCUGGCUCACGAGGUACGUAGAGUCGAACAUUCGUCAAUACGUUGUGGCUUUCUCCUGAUUAACACCAGCCCGACUUAUAUCACUAAAUUUACUGCAACCAUGUCGCCUCAUAAAUUGGAAGAUGUCGGAUGUGAAGAUACUGGAGCCAAGCAAUUCAAGCAGGCAUCAAUUCCAAGCCCCGGAGCCCCUGGUGUCCCCUUCUAUACACCAGUACAAAGCUACCCAUCCGGGUCUGCCACCAACCCACAGCCUGAUGGACGGCCCAUCCCCAAGGUCUUCCAACCACUGAAGAUUCGUGGUCUCACUCUGCACAACCGAAUCAUGCUCUCUCCACUUUGCCAGUACUCGGCAGAGAAUGGCCAUCAUACCAUGUGGCAUUGGACUCACCUAGGCGGCAUCGUCUCCCGAGGUCCUGGACUUGCUAUGAUAGAGUCCACUGCAGUCUUGCCCGAGGGCCGUGUCACACCUCAGUGCUCCGGCAUAUGGCAGGACAGCCAGAUCGAGCCGUUGAAGCGUAUCACGGAAUUUGCGCAUUCCCAGGGCCAGAAGAUGGGCAUCCAGAUCGGUCAUGGCGGUCGAAAAGCCAGCACUGUUGCUCCUUGGUUGAGCAAAGGUGCCAUAGCGACGGAGGAAGUCGGCGGAUGGCCAGACAGCGUCAUGGCUCCGUCAGCUAUCCCCUACGCCAAAGGCUACGUUGUACCGAAAUCCAUGAGUCUCGAGGACAUCGAAGAAUACAAGGCUGCGUAUGCCGCUGCUGUGAAGCGAGCCAUAGCGGCCGGAUUCGACGUUGUUGAGAUCCACAGUGGUCACGGUCGUUUGUUGCAUCAGUUUUUGUCGCCCGCCAGCAACGUACGAACGGACCAGUACGGUGGUAGUUUUGAGAACCGGGUGCGUUUGACGCUGGAAGUUGUCGAAUUGGUCCGGUCCAUCAUUCCAGAGUCUAUGCCACUGUUCAUACGGAUCAGUGCCACGGAUUGGCUGGAGAACACUGACUAUGCCGGACCCAGCUGGACAGUCGCAGACUCUGUCCGACUUGCGCCUCUCCUUGCUGAUCGUGGUGUCGACCUCAUUGAUGUCAGUUCAGGAGGACUACAUCCUGAACAGAAGAUUGCCAAUGUACCGAAUUACCAGGCUCCGUUCGCAAGGGAAAUCAAGAAGGCAGUUGGUGAUCGAGCAUUGGUGUCGACAGUUGGCCGGAUCGUGUCAGGAAAGCAGGCGAAUGAUCUUCUUACCGGAGAGGGUGGUGAGGAGCCACUGGACUUGACAGCCGUGGGUAGGAUGUUCCAGAAAGAGCCUGGUCUGGUCUGGACCUGGGCACAAGAGUUGGAUGUGCAGAUUCAUGUUGCUAACCAAAUCCGGUGGGGCUUUUCGAGGGACAAGUCUGUUGCGCAGGAGUAGGUAGAUCUAUACGGUCUGGCUUUGGGUGUACAGGGUUUCAUCGGAAAAUUACCAUGUAUACAAACUAUUGUUCUAUAUCUACACAGCUAAUCUUAGCGGAAGUCUCAGUAAAUCAGCUUAAGAUCUCGACAUGA